Ctenopharyngodon idella (grass carp) is the source of this 1116-nucleotide messenger RNA. RefSeq names its product GTPase IMAP family member 8-like. Bases 1 to 1116 code for a protein of 371 amino acids. NCBI's taxonomy places the organism in Eukaryota, Metazoa, Chordata, Actinopteri, Cypriniformes, Xenocyprididae. The transcript is spliced from 4 exons. The record is from RefSeq and is a predicted model, not a curated record. Gene Ontology annotation, molecular function: GTP binding.
AUGAUUCUCUUCACCUAUGAAAGAGAAGAAGAGUGUGACACUAUAAUAGAUGAUCUGAAGAAAGAUCCUGUUCUGGAGAAGCUGCUGGAGAAAUGUGGAAGAAGAUAUCAGACCUGCAACAAGAUGAUGAACAACCAAUCAGAGCUGAGACGACUGAUGAACAAGAUUCAGCUUCUGUUUAAUGAGAAUAAACAGUGUUACACUGGAGAGAUACAAGAGACAGAAGAGCCGCAACAGAAGAGUGAUUGUGAAAGUGAUAAAGAUUCAAUCAUCAGAGGAAGCUGUGAGACCACCAAACAAACAGAGACAGAGGAAACACACAUGGAUAAUGAACAGCUUGGAGAAGAAGCAAGCAGCUCCAAACCUGAAGAUCAAGCAGAUCUAAGUAAAACACCACCACUGUCUGACUCGGAUUCAUCACUUAGCAGCCUGGAUAUCUUAUUGCCCAAUCUAUCUGUUGUGUUAUUUGGAAACUCUGUAUCAGUCCAGUUUGGAAAUGAAAACCUUCUAUUUGGAGAAAAACAGACGAAUAUGAAAAAUGCAGAAAUAUCCAGGAUUGUUCCUUUACAGAGGAAGAUAUCUGAACGUCAUGUCUCUGUGAUCGACACGAUUGACUUACAUGAGGCUGAACACACGAAUCAUCUCAUUGAUCAACUAGUGAAUGAAAAUGAAAUCCAUGCCUUCAUCUUUGUUGUGCGACUGGGCCAGUUUACUGAUGUUAAGAUGGGUCUUGAGUGGCUUCAGAGAGUGUUUGGUAACAAAGUUCUUCAGUUUGCAAUGAUUCUCUUCACCUAUGAAAGAGAAGAAGAGUGUGACACAAUAAAAGAUGAUCUGAAGAAAAACCCUGUUCUGGAGAAGCUGCUGGAGAAAUGUGGAGGAAGAUAUCAGACCUGCAACAAGAUGAUGAACAACCAAUCAGAGAUAAGACGCCUGAUGAACAAGAUUGACUAUUUGUUUAAUGAGAAUAAACAGUGUUACACUGGAGAGAUACGAGAGACAGAAGAUCCGCAACAGAAGAUUGAUUGUGAAAGUGGUGAGAAAAACAGAUUCUUCAGUGAUAUUUUCCAUGUUUUGUUGAGACUGUUUUCUAACAUAAUAUUAUUAACUAAUUUAUAA